AUGGUGUCUUUGAACCUGGCUUAUCCCCCCGAAGAGCAGAGGACUAGCAAAGAAAUGAUGCAGAGGGUGCAGGGAGCAAUCCUGAAGGAUGCAAGCGCGGGGGCGGCCGCCGGCCCGGAGCUGCCGCCCCAGGUGGUGACACCGCAGUGGGAAGCGGCGGGGAGCCCCAGCAGCGAGAAGCAUCCAUUCAGAGCUGAAGUCAGGAUAAAGGUAGAAGGACAAGAUCUGAUUUUGGAUCUGGAGAAGAACGGAAACCUCUUUGCACCGGGCUACACGGAGACUCAUUACAGCCAGAGCGGGCGGCCCCAGACUCUCUCGCUGCCCCACACAGAUCACUGCUUCUACCACGGCACCGUGCGGGGCAGGGAGCGCUCCAGCGUCACGCUCAGCUCCUGCAAAGGGCUGCGAGGACUCAUUGUACUGAGCCACAAUUCCAGCUAUGUUCUAGAGCCUCUCCCCGACAGCCAGAACCAGCACUUGAUCUACAGGCUGGAAGACCUGAAGCUGUGGAGAGGAGCAUGCGGCUACGAGGGCGCUGAAGCUGAAGGCUGGCUCAGGGGCUUCCCUGCUGAGGUGGCCCCAGACCAUCACCGGGUGAAGCGGGAGACUUUACAGGCUACGAAGUAUGUGGAACUUCUGCUUGUGGCUGAUUAUGCAGAGUUUCAGAAGCAUCACUUCAAUAUUGAAGCAACACGGCUUAAAUUAGUAGAGGCGGCUAACUACGUAGAUAAGUUUUACAGAUCCCUGAAUAUCCGGAUUGCCCUGGUGGGGCUGGAGAUCUGGACUCAUGGGAAUAAAUGUGAUGUAACUGAGAAUCCUUACUCCACCCUGAGGUCUUUUCUGGCUUGGAGCAGCAAAGAGCGGGCGUACAGAAAGCAUGAUAAUGCCCAACUAAUUACGGGUGUCCCAUUCCAAGGUACCACAGUUGGAUUGGCUCCUGUGAUGGCCAUGUGCUCUGAUUUCCAGUCAGGUGGAGUAAACAUGGAUCACUCUGAGAAUGCCAUUGGUGUUGCUGCUACCAUUGCCCACGAGAUGGGACACAACUUUGGCAUGAAUCAUGAUUCAUCUGGCUGCUGCACUACCAGUGCUGAGGAUGGAGGCUGCAUCAUGGCUUCUGCAACUGGGCACCCAUUCCCCAAGGUGUUCAACCAGUGCAAUAGAAAAGAGCUGGAGAAGUAUCUGCAGUCUGGUGGAGGGAUGUGUCUCUCCAACAUGCCGGAUACCAAAAAAAUAUAUGGUGGGAAGAAAUGUGGAAAUGGCUACUUGGAAGAGGGGGAGGAAUGUGACUGUGGAGAGGUGGAGGAGUGCGACAACCCCUGCUGCAACGCCAACAACUGCUCGCUGAAGCAGGGCGCCGAGUGUGCCCAUGGCAGCUGCUGCCAGCAGUGCAAGCUGAUGUCUCCAGGAACUCUCUGCAGGGAAAGAUCAGGACUUUGUGACCUCCCAGAAUACUGCACUGGAGAGUCACCGUUUUGCCCUCCAAACUCGUACCAAAUUGAUGGGGCUUCCUGUGAAGGAGGAAAGGCAUAUUGCUACAGUGGCAUGUGUCUCACUUAUAAAGACCAGUGUGUGCAGCUGUGGGGGCCUGGAGCAAGGCCAGCACCAGACACCUGCUUUGAGAAGGUUAAUGCUGCUGGAGACAUCUAUGGGAACUGUGGGAAGGACAUCUAUGGCAACUACAGGAAGUGUGAGAUGAGGGAUGCUAAAUGUGGGAAGAUCCAGUGUCAGAGCUCUGCUUCCAAACCCCUGCAGUCCAAUGCAGUUGCUAUAGACACAUCUAUCCACAUGGGAAGGACACAGCUGAGGUGCCGCGGGACGCACGUGUACAGAUCUGAGAGCGAAGAAAAGGAGAUGCUGGACCCUGGCUUGGUGUUGACGGGAACAAAAUGUGGGAGCCAACAUGUUUGCUUUGAGGGACGCUGCCAGAACACAUCCAUCAUCUUUGAAUCUGAAAGCUGUAACAAGAAGUGCCAUGGGCAUGGAGUUUGCAAUAACAACAAGAACUGCCACUGCAACCCGGGAUGGGCUCCCCCAUUUUGCAACAAGGAAGGGCUGGGAGGAAGCUUGGACAGUGGUCCCCCACUGCCAGAAGGUUUUUCAGUGGUAGCAAUAACGCUAGCAGUCCUGGCUCCAAUUCUUCUUGUUAUUGGAAUCGUGAUUUUAUUUUGUUAUCUGAAAUGCUGGCAUAAAUUUUUCAUCUGUUCUCUAAGGAAGACCCCACAGUUCAGUGACACCCCUGGAAACGGCCAUGCAAACCCUGCCUUCAAGCCGAAAACCCCUCAGGGACAGAGGAAGGCUAUUGGCUUCCCUGAAGUCCCACCAAAACCUCCUCCCCAGCAAGCCCCAGGUCUCCAAAUAAAUGCACACCAGCCUCCUGCUUUCUCCAGCGGCUCCAGCUGUGGUGUUCGGACACCCUCGUGGCCAGCGCAUCAGAUGGUCACAAAGGACAUUGCCAGGCGGACACCGCCGAGCAGGCCAGCACCUCCUGCUCCCAAAGCCCCGGUGUCUCAGGAUAUUUCCAGGCCCAGGCCACCCCAAAGAGCUUUGCCAGCGAACCCUGUCCCCAGCAGACUCAGGACCCAGCCAGGGGAUGGCCCUGCAAUUCCCCUGCCCCUGGCUCACAGGAGGAACCCAGGACAUCUGCAGCCAGCAGCAGAGAACGCAGGAGUCAGGAUGGCCGGAGCAAGGAGCGUCCUCAACGGGUGA
This is a messenger RNA of Tinamus guttatus (white-throated tinamou), 2706 nucleotides long. The record is from RefSeq and is a predicted model, not a curated record. NCBI's taxonomy places the organism in Eukaryota, Metazoa, Chordata, Aves, Tinamiformes, Tinamidae.